This is a messenger RNA of Trichoplax adhaerens, 1575 nucleotides long. RefSeq lists its product as uncharacterized. The transcript has 14 exons. Gene Ontology annotation, molecular function: protein binding. The record is from RefSeq and is a predicted model, not a curated record. Bases 1 to 1575 code for a protein of 524 amino acids. NCBI's taxonomy places the organism in Eukaryota, Metazoa, Placozoa, Uniplacotomia, Trichoplacea, Trichoplacidae.
AUGUACUGCUCGGCACCACGGCCAUCUGAUCCAUUCGCAAGAUUCUGCAACGAAUGUGGUGCUGCCAUACCCCCUCUACCUACCACUAGGUUACCGCCAGCAGACGAAGGCCAGGUUAGUAUGUGCGUCCACUGCAAAUCUUUGGUUCCAAUGCAUGCACAGAAAUGUAUUGUAUGCGAGGCUGCUAUACCACAACAGAAACAGCCACCAGCCCAUGUUACGGGCAAGACACAACAGGUCUGCAGUAGUUGUGGUACAGUAAAUCCAGUUGGACUAGAUAUAUGUGUCACUUGUGAAGCAAGGUUGACCAAAGCGACGAAGUCGUUAAAUACAUCUACUUCUGCUCCACCUCUACCGACCAAAGAAGGUUGUUUGUUGCAGUGUUCACAUUGUUCACGUAUUAAUAAUAGUGAUGCGCGUUUCUGUGAUUGGUGUGGUGCUAAGCCUAAGCAGACCUCCUCUUACAUAACCUGUUCCAAAUGCCACGCAAGUUGCCAUCCAUAUGCGAAAUUUUGCAAUUCAUGUGGCUGCUUACUAGGACCACCAGAACGCUUAGAUUCGAGAAAUUCAAAUUUGCCAUCUAAAGUUACUAAAGCGUUACAGCAAACUGACCGCCAGACAAAAAAUGAUAACCAGUGGAUGACGGUAACCAUUCCACCGUUACCAGCAGAAACGAGAUCGAUUCACACACAGACUCAAGGAUUAUUUUAUCCUUCCAAUAAAUCCAUUUCUAAUCAGUCCAAUAUUCAGAAUGGCAAAGAAGAUGGUGGAAUAAAGGAAAAGAAAUCUCUUUUAUCUGGUGUUAGCCCAGGCAAAGGAUUUUGGAGGAAACAAAUGGAUCAUAUUUGUGGACAUUUCCGUGUUCACGUACAAAAUAACAACGAGUUUCGAAAAAUUAUUGGCGAGCCAAAGUUAGGCAAGUUGCUUGCUGCUACUGUUCAUGAAGAUAUAGAUGAUAUGACCAUAUCAAUAACAUAUGAAGUAAAGCAGGAUAAGAAAGCCAAAAUCAGCAAAAUAGAGAAAGGAUUAAGCUCCGUUACCGAAACCGAAGCUAAAGAAAAAUCAUCCUCUCCUAGCAAAAAUAAAGAAAAGAAAAAACCAACGAAAGCUAAAGGAUUUUCCUUUAACAAGAAAGAAGUCUUAAGUGUUGAAAAUAGAAUCCUUUUCAAAGAAGUUGGUCCAGAAGGAGAAGGAAGAAUAGAAGAAGUUCAAAAUUUAAUUGAAGAGGGUGCUGAUCCAAACUGUAAAAAUAACGAUCAAAUCCCAGUUUUAGCAGUUGCAAUACAAAGUCGUCACUACGAUUGCAUACCAGUAUUGAUUCAAGAAGGCGCUGAUGUUAAUGCUAAAGUUUCAUGUAAGGGAAAUACUAUUCUACACGAAGCAGUACAACUUGGACCAAAUGGUAUUAAGGCUGUUGAAAUUUUACUGGAGUGUGGAGUCGAUAUCAAACCCAAAAAUGGUGCUGGUGAAACAGCUUACGAUGUUGCCAUUAAAACGUCAAAUGAUAAAGCAAUAUCUCUUCUAGCCUCACAUAGUGGCAAAAGCCUACUGGAUAACUUAAUUAAAAUUAAAUAG